Mya arenaria is the source of this 3363-nucleotide messenger RNA. Its product is annotated as phosphoglucomutase-1-like. Gene Ontology annotation, cellular component: cytosol. Gene Ontology annotation, molecular function: magnesium ion binding; phosphoglucomutase activity. The record is from RefSeq and is a predicted model, not a curated record. Bases 69 to 1745 code for a protein of 558 amino acids. NCBI's taxonomy places the organism in Eukaryota, Metazoa, Mollusca, Bivalvia, Myida, Myidae. The transcript is spliced from 10 exons. Gene Ontology annotation, biological process: carbohydrate metabolic process.
UGAAGGACGCUGCAGACGCUUCAUCUUUUUGCAAUACAUUUUAUAAACAGCACGUUAAAUUGGAGAAAAUGUCUCUUUCGGUAAAAGAAGUUGCGACAAAGCCUAUAGAAGGCCAAAAGCCUGGCACAAGCGGGCUUCGAAAAGCUGUCAAAGUCUACCAGCAAGAAAAUUACUUGGAGAACUUCGUGCAGUGUACGUUGACAGCUGCCCUCGGCGACAAACUCUCUGGCAGUCGACUGAUCGUUGGAGGGGACGGAAGAUACUUUGAAAAAGAAGCUACGUACAGGAUUGUCCAGAUAUGUGCAGCCAAUGGGGUAUCAGAACUGUUUGUGGCUCACAAUGGUUUGAUGUCAACACCUGCAGUUUCAACUGUGAUAAGAAAGUACAAACUGGAUGGUGGAAUCGUGCUGACAGCGAGUCACAACCCUGGCGGACCUGAUGCUGACUUUGGUGUCAAGUACAACAUUGCAAAUGGAGGUCCAGCGCCAGAGGGAGUGACCAAUGCCAUAUUUGAACUAACAACAACAAUCUCUUCAUACAAAACCUGUCCAGAUCUGAAACCAGACAUUUCAGUCCUUGGAACACAGUCAUUCAUUGUCAAUGGCAAACCGUUUAUAGUUAAUGUUGUAGACUCUGUAAAGGACUAUGUGGAGUUUAUGAAGGAAAUAUUUGACUUCAGUGCUAUCAAAGCUCUUCUUGACUCGGGAUUGAAUGUGCUUAUUAAUUCAAUGAAUGGAGUGAUGGGCCCAUAUGCGAAGCAGAUUUUCAACUCUGACCUGGGCGUCCCUCUUUCUAACCUAAUCAACUGUGAACCUAUGGAAGACUUUGGAGGUUUGCAUCCGGACCCAAACCUCACCUACGCUGCGGAUCUUGUACAGGAAUUGAAGAAGGGUAACCAUGGAUUUGGGGCAGCAUUUGAUGGCGAUGGGGAUAGGAACAUGUUGCUAGGCCAGAAUGCGUUCUUUGUGACACCAUCUGACUCUCUGGCAGUGCUCGCGGACAAUCUAGAGUGUAUUCCUUACUUCCAGAAGUCCGGUGUAAAGGGCUUUGCACGCAGCAUGCCUACAAGUGGAGCUGUUGAUAGGAUAGCCAAAGCCAAGAAUCUGGAGUGUUUUGAGGUGCCUACUGGGUGGAAAUUCUUUGGAAACUUGAUGGAUGCUAACCGACUAUCACUUUGCGGCGAAGAGAGUUUUGGAACUGGAUCUGACCACAUUAGAGAGAAAGAUGGUCUCUGGGCUGUGUUAGCCUGGUUGUCGGUGCUAGCUAACAAGAAGUUGCCUGUUGAAACUGUCAUGACCCAACACUGGCAGAAAUAUGGCAGAAACUUCUACACAAGGUAUGAUUAUGAAAACUGUGAAACUGGUCCUGCAAACCAAAUGAUGACAAACUUGAAUGCAUUUGUGUCUGACAAGUCCAAUGUCGGCAAAAAUUACACGUCUGGGGAUAAGACAUACUCCAUUGCCAAUAUUGACAACUUUGAGUACACUGAUCCUGUUGACAAGAGUGUCAGCAAAAAUCAGGGCAUUCGUAUCCUGUUCAGUGAUGACUCGAGGAUCAUAUUCCGACUGAGCGGUACAGGUAGCAGUGGUGCAACCAUUCGCAUGUACAUCGAGGGUUACGAGUCAGAUCCAGUCAAGUUCAGUCUGGACCCGCAGGUCGUUUUGAAGCCCCUGAUUGACAUAGCGUUACAGAUUUCCCAGCUACGCGAACUAACAGGCCGACAAGAGCCAACUGUGAUCACGUGAAAACAUUGUGCUUUAUAUACUCUGUCAGAAACCAAAGACAAUGAUUACACAAUUUUUAGCUUUAUCUUGGUGCAUUUUAAUGUUGUUGUUACCAGUAAUGUUUAUGCGGCCACUGGUUUAAAACUGGUUCAUUGGUCUGGUUCAAGUUAGCCAAAAUGUUUAUUGAUUGGCCAAAUAUGCCCAGUUAUUAUAAGAAACCUAUUUAGCCAUUUAAACAUUCAAUCUAUUUUAAAGAUAACUUUUGGGCAAUUUAUCAAUGGUUUAUACAAUUGGUGCUGAAGUCGAAUUGCUAUGAAUUUGAAAUACUAUUGGGUGCUGUAAAACUAAGAUUUUUGGUGAUAUUCUUCUUACAUUUAAAUGUCAUCAAAAUAUGCUGAACAAAAAUAAUAUUGAAAUGCAUGUAUAUAUGGUUCGUUGAAAAUGCCACAUGAAUGAUGCUUUGUUAUAUAUGUUGCAUAUUCUUUAAGUUUCAUGCUAAGCUGUUGUAAAAUAUGUUGAUUUAUGUUAUAUUACAGUGUUUUUAUCUUUUAAGCCUGACUUAAAACCUGAAUGUUUGGGAGUAAAUUGUAAUAUAAUAACUAUGUGGUUCAAAUGUGGCAUUAUUCUUUAAUACCUCUUAAUUAUGGUUCAAUUUGGUAUAGAUAUUAUGGUUAGUUUUUUGCAUGUUUAUUUUUUUUAUUAUUUUCUAUAAUUAAGUGACAGUCUUGAAAGUCUGAAGGGUUUGUUAAGGUUUUGUUUUAACUGUUUGCUGAUUUCAGAUCUUUGUUCAAGUUAACAAUAAUUAGUAUAUCAUCAAAUAGUUCACAUUUGAAAGUUAUUGAUGUCGUUAAUUACGUUGUUAACUUGAACAAAGUUCUGAACAUUCGGCCCAUUUUGGAAUAAGUCUGGAUGUUUGGUUAACAGACAGACAAACAGCCAGACAUAAUUGUUGAUUGUCAUAAAGAUGUUAACAACUGUUUCUUGGCAAAACAUGAUAUGCAUUAGAAAAUAUUAAAUAUGGUCACAAUGAUACAUGAUAACAUAACAAUUGUGUUUUUCCCUUUAUUUUCUAACAAAAAUUACAUCUAUCUGUACUCUAUCUUUGGUCGUAAUAAAUACUCCAAAUGGCAUGGGAACAAAUGGGAUGAUGGUAUUUUACCUUUAUUGUAUUUUGGCUAAUAUUUACUAAUAUCGCAUUUUUUUAAAAACUUUUAUCAGGGAUUCUAGGGUUUUAAGCUUAUCCUGAAAUCAGGAUCGAGAGCUUUAAUCAUCAGACUAUUGUACAGUUUUACAGAUUUUUUUCUCGGACAUAUGCAUCAAAACCAGCAGAAGGUACAGUGAAAUGACUAUAAAUGACUUUGGAAACUAUGUCAAAAGUGGUCUAAGCCCCUUUACCAGUCUUUGGACAUGAAUCCCUCAUACUCAAACAGACCCCUUUCUGUAAGAAUCCCAGGUACCACGGCUUUAUUCAUACACGGCUGUUCUAUUUCUUGCCAAUUGCUACAUUUUCAUUUCUAUUUUAUUUAAUGCUUGAUUAUUGUAUCUCAAACUUCACUAAGGAAUAUUAUCUAAGCGGUGUGUAAGUAUUGGCGUUCGUAUUAUAUUGGAAAGAAAUCAAGAAAAUAAAAAAGAAAGAUUA